Molecule: messenger RNA, 1017 nt
Organism: Adineta steineri
Lineage: Eukaryota; Metazoa; Rotifera; Eurotatoria; Adinetida; Adinetidae
Source: the annotation of a GenBank genome assembly
AUGAUAUCCUAUCCAGAAACAAAUCAAUUUAAUGAUGUGAUUGACUCGAUAAGAAAACAUCCAUAUCGAUAUAAAAUCGAACAAGGCAAAUCCUAUCCUAAACUAAAUUUUGUUGGUACAAUCAAAUUACAUGGAACAAAUUCAGCGAUUGUUUAUCAAAAAGAUUCUAAAUAUCAUUGUCAAUCACGUCAUCUUAUUAUUUUACCGGAGAUGGAUAAUCUUGGUUUUGCUCGUUUUAUGUAUCCAUUAGCAGAAAAAUUUCUUUUAGAAAAAAUUCUUCUUAAUUGUCCAGUACUUUAUCGACAUUAUGAUCGUGGAAAUCGUAUUGUUGUUUAUGGUGAAUGGUGUGGAAAAAAUAUUCAAAAUAAUGUUGCUCUUUGUGCUCUUCGAAAAAUGUUUGUCAUCUUCAAGAUUAGAAUUGGAGAAUCAAAACCUCCAAUAUGGAUCGAUCCAAAGCAUUGGUCAAAGCUUCAAUGGCACGAACAAUCUAUCUAUAAUAUUUAUGAUUUUCCUACUUACGAAAUAGAAAUUGACUUUAAUCAUCCAAGACUAGCUCAAGAGAAACUUGUUAAGAUUACUGAAGCUGUCGAGCAAGAAUGUCCAGUUGGAAUGUAUUUUAAUCAGAAAGGCACUGGAGAAGGUGUUGUUUGGACUGAAUGGUUACAAUCAUUCGGUAUUCUUUCGUUCAAAGUCAAAGGUCAAGAACAUUCAGUAACCAAAAGUAGACAAAUUGCAUCGAUUUCUACAGAAAUAUUUGCUAACAUCCAAGAUUUUAUCGAAUAUGCUUGUACAGAAAAUCGUAUGCAUCAAUCACUUGAUUAUCUUCGUGAAAUACAAUUAGAUAUUGAGCUCGAAAAUAUUGAAACAUUUUUAGAAUGGCUUGUAAUUGAUAUCAAGAAGGAAGAAACAAAUACAAUUAAGAAUUCUAAUUUAAAUCAAAAAGAAGUUGUUUCUGCAAUUAUUUCGAAAGCUACCGAUUGGUUUGAAAAACAAUUAACGAAGAAUAAUGUACAGUAA